AUGGACAACAUCACAGUUCAGUACUGCUUUCCUAGCCUUAACUCAUCUUGCAGAAAGGAGCUCCACACCCCCACCAACCUGCUCAUCCUCUCUCUGGCUGUGGCGGAUCUUCUCAUGGGACUGUUUGUUAUGCCUGUGAAAAUAAUGCAACUUAGUGAUUCUUGUUGGUAUCUUGGCAAAUUGGCAUGCUCUGCUUCAGAAAUAAUCAUUGCCCUCUCAGUUUUAGCAUCUCUCUGUAACCUGGUUUUCAUUGCAGUUGACCGGUUCAUUGCUGUCAGUGACCCUCUACUGUAUUCCAGUAGAAUCACAGUUUGUAAAAUGUCUAUAUUUAUCAUUCUGGUCUGGUCUCUUUGUCUAUUGUAUCUUAUAAUCUUUUUUUACUUUAAUGACCUUCUUCAUCCAUCUCAGCUGUCUGUUAGAUGUGAUGGAGAGUGUGUAGUGUUUCUCAAAUAUUCUUGGUUGAUUGUUGACCUGGUGUUUUUUUUUCUUGCCCCUUGCUCCAUCAUUCUGGUCUUGUACUCAAUCAUUUUUAAUAUCGCAAGACGACAGGCUAAAGCUGUUCGAGUUAUAAUUAAUAUAACCUCACACAAAGUUUCAAGCACUUCUGAAACAAAAGCUACAAAAACACUAGGAAUUGUUGUAUUUGUUUAUCUUGCUUGCUGGAUACCUUAUUAUGUAAGCUCUCUGUCACUUGAAAGUAUCACGACUGUGUCAAUGGGUUGGACUGUGUUUACUUGGAUUUUAUACAUAAACUCCUCUGUGAAUCCUCUAAUUUAUGCCAUAUUCUACCCAUGGUUUCGAGAGUCAACUAAAUACAUAAUAUCAUGUCAAAUAUUUAAACCCUCAUCUUCGAGGUUUAAGUUGCUUCCAGAGCAUUUUUAA
Molecule: messenger RNA, 882 nt
Organism: Pygocentrus nattereri (red-bellied piranha)
Lineage: Eukaryota; Metazoa; Chordata; Actinopteri; Characiformes; Serrasalmidae
Product: trace amine-associated receptor 6-like
Exons: 2
Coding region: 1-882 (293 amino acids)
Biological process (GO): G protein-coupled receptor signaling pathway
Cellular component (GO): membrane
Molecular function (GO): trace-amine receptor activity
Source: RefSeq, a predicted model, not a curated record